AUGCAAGGACUGAAGCACGAGGAGAGCCCUCCUGCCUUCCUAACUAGUGGUUUCUCGCUUCCAUCUCAUCUUUCCCACACUUUCAUCUCGCUCUUCACACUUCCGAAAUUACCAUCAACAGCAUUCAUCUACAUCAUGGGUAAGCAAAUCCGCGUACGUGAGACCGUCAACUCGGCUCUACCUCCUCUACUGAUGACAGAUUUCCAUACGAGCUCCAAUGCCGUACACCCACUUGUUUACAACGGCGAAUUGAAUCAUUGGCCAAAUUUCUUUCAGAAUGUACGAGCAACAAUGGAUAACCAACAUUGGAGCAGCAGCGUUAUCGGAUACACUCUGAAGACCCACAAUCUUGAUGACAAUAAGGUCUUUGUCGGAGAUGAGACAGGUGUACAGGGAAGGUUUCAACAGGCGAUUGGCCAAACACUUGGACAGGUGUUUGAAGCUCAAAGGCUUGAUAUCCGGUUUGCCGAUUUCAAAUGUCUUCCUAAUCCAGGGGGAAAAGUCCCAGAUUGUACUAUGAAGACAUCAAGGAAUGAGUUGAAGCUUGUGGGUGAGCUGAAGGUGCCGUAG
Messenger RNA from Penicillium psychrosexuale, 570 nucleotides. RefSeq lists its product as uncharacterized. The record is from RefSeq and is a predicted model, not a curated record. The transcript has a single exon. The coding region runs from base 1 to 570 and encodes 189 amino acids. Lineage: Eukaryota; Fungi; Ascomycota; Eurotiomycetes; Eurotiales; Aspergillaceae.